Messenger RNA from Electrophorus electricus (electric eel), 2860 nucleotides. RefSeq names its product frizzled class receptor 7b (gene fzd7b). Gene Ontology annotation, molecular function: Wnt-protein binding; Wnt receptor activity. The record is from RefSeq and is a predicted model, not a curated record. Gene Ontology annotation, biological process: non-canonical Wnt signaling pathway; canonical Wnt signaling pathway. Gene Ontology annotation, cellular component: plasma membrane. NCBI's taxonomy places the organism in Eukaryota, Metazoa, Chordata, Actinopteri, Gymnotiformes, Gymnotidae.
CGUCUCAUUAGUGCGAGGGCAAUGUGGAGCGAGUGUAUCGGCAGCUUACGCGACAAAACCAGUUUGGAAAGAAAGUUGCAAACGCGGUUGUUGUUAGGAACGCAGUUGUUGGAAGGUUGGAGGAAUCGAGCAUUCUCCGACGCCUACGAUGAGAAACGUGAAGGAAGUGCGGAAUUUGGCCAGGAAUACCUGACCAGAAAAAAAAAAAUCAGUGAACUGGACAUUAGUCUGUGAAUAAGGUUACACGAGGGAUCGGCGAGUUGCGACUGGGAUCGACAAAGACAAAAGUUUACUUUCCAAAGUUUCCAAACCGACUUAUCUACGGAUACUUUAUUUUUUUCUGGUCCCGAUGAUGGCGGUCUGCGUGAUGGUGUCUUUCCUGCUGCUGGGGUCAUGUGUCGGCCAGUAUCACGGGGAGAAGGGCAUCUCCGUUCCAGAGCACGGCUUCUGUCAACCCAUCUCAAUCCCUCUCUGUACGGACAUUCAGUACAACCAGACAAUCAUGCCAAAUCUCUUGGGGCAUACAAACCAAGAGGACGCGGGCUUGGAGGUGCAUCAGUUCUAUCCGCUGGUCAAGGUGCAGUGCUCUCCGGAUUUGAAAUUUUUCCUCUGCUCCAUGUACGCGCCGGUGUGCACGGUCCUCGAGCAGGCCAUCCCCCCGUGUCGCUCGCUGUGCGAACGAGCGCGUCAGGGUUGCGAGGCGCUAAUGAACAAGUUCGGUUUCCAGUGGCCAGAGCGGCUCCGCUGCGAGAACUUUCCCGUGCACGGGGCCGGGGAGAUAUGCGUCGGCCAGAACACGUCUGACACCGGCCACCCGACGUCGGACCCCACACCGUACGUGCACGACCACUUCACACCUCGCCUGAGCGUGGACCGGCAGGGCCAGCCUUUCUCCUGCCCUCUUCAGCUUACUGUGCCAUCCUAUCUCAAUUAUAAGUUCCUAGGCGCUAAGGACUGCGGGGCUCCGUGUGAGCAUGUUCAGCCUCACGGCCUCAUGUACUUCCGAGAAGAGGAGGUGAAAUUUGGACGCCUCUGGGUCGGAAUUUGGUCCGUUCUGUGUUGUACGAGUACCCUUUUCACCGUGCUCACCUACCUCGUCGACAUGCGCCGCUUCCGCUAUCCUGAGAGGCCCAUCAUUUUCCUCUCUGGCUGCUACUUCAUGGUGGCCGUGGCUUACGUCACAGGCUUCCUUCUGGAAGACCGGGCCGUGUGCAUCGACAAGUUCCGGGAGGACGCCUACCGCACGGUGGCUCAGGGCACCAAGAAGGAAGGCUGCACGAUACUCUUCAUGAUCCUGUACUUCUUUGGCAUGGCCAGCUCCAUCUGGUGGGUGAUCCUCUCCCUCACCUGGUUCCUCUCGGCUGGCAUGAAGUGGGGCCACGAGGCCAUUGAGGCCAACUCUCAGUACUUCCACCUGGCGGCGUGGGCCGUGCCCGCCGUGAAGACCAUCACCAUCUUGGCGCUGGGCCAGGUGGACGGUGACCUGUUGACGGGUGUGUGCUUCGUGGGCGUCUACGACGUGGACGCGCUGCGUGGCUUCGUGCUGGCGCCCCUCUUCGUCUACCUCUUCAUUGGCACGAGCUUCCUGCUGGCCGGCUUCGUCUCGCUCUUCCGCAUCCGCACCAUCAUGAAACACGACGGCACCAAGACGGAGAAGCUGGAGCGCCUAAUGGUGCGCAUCGGCGUCUUCUCCGUGCUCUACACCGUGCCUGCCACUGUCGUCAUCGCCUGCUACUUCUACGAGCAGGCGUUCCGCGCCCAGUGGGAGCGUACCUGGCAUAUGCAGACGUGCAAGCGCUUCGCUGUGCCCUGCCCGGCCCCGGACUUCGCACCCGUCUCACCCGACUUCACCGUUUUCAUGAUCAAGUACCUCAUGACCAUGAUCGUGGGCAUCACAUCCGGCUUCUGGAUCUGGUCGGGGAAGACGCUGCAGUCGUGGCGCCGGUUCUACAAGCGUCUGGGGAACGCCCAAGGCGAGACAACCGUGUGACGGGCUCCCUGGGAUGGAGGGUUCGUGGGAUUAAUGGGUGGAACUACAGGUCAUGACCUACAGGGUGAAUUAAAUAUUCAUAUGUCUGUCGUGAAGGACGUUGCCCGGUGGACACCCACAGGAUGGUCUCGCUCCGGAAACCAGUCUGUACCAAAAAGCCUCCCUUGUGAUACUUAAAUACUUGAACUUUGACCCUGACUUUAUGUACAUUUUUCAGAGAACUCCUUUGCAUGACCAAGACUUUUUUUAAUUGUUCAAAAGAUGUUUUAAAAAGAAGUGUCAUAUUCUUCAUUGAAAAGUGAAACAGUGCCUUUGGUAUGAACACUAAGUGGAUUAUUCAUUUAUUGAAUGUCAAUGGAGAGAAUUUUAUUGAUAUUUUUGAGGACAGGAAAAUGGUAAACCUUUUUUUUAAUCACUAAAAUGGCCAAAAAUAUUUUUAUUAUAAUCUUUUGUCUUGUAAUGUUGCCCAGUCCACUGUAGCCGAUAAUUUGUCUCCUUUUAAAGAGUUUGUGGCUCAGACAGCACAUGAGUUUGUAUAUCUCUGUUGCUAAGUGUUCUGAUGUUCUUUAGAACUAGAUUCAGUUUGGUUGGUCUAAAUGUAAAACCUUUAUACAAUUUUUACUUUUUUUGUGCAAAGUAAAUUCAAACUGACCCAGGCCAUAAUUGCGUUUGUGAUGGGUGGGAAUAAAGAUUAAUUAAAGUACAUAGUUUGUACAGUCAAAGGAGGAAAACUGUUACCAGAUUUCAUUUUGUUAAAUGCUAUGCUACCCUUUAAGACGACAUGUAUUUAUUAAAAGUAACCUCAUUUUUAAUACAGUACUCUGAAUUCAGCAGUUUCACUCAAUAAAAAUAGAUUUUUAGAAUGCGCUA